Molecule: messenger RNA, 3211 nt
Organism: Tupaia belangeri chinensis (Chinese tree shrew)
Lineage: Eukaryota; Metazoa; Chordata; Mammalia; Scandentia; Tupaiidae
Gene: VSIG10L
Product: V-set and immunoglobulin domain containing 10 like
Source: RefSeq, a predicted model, not a curated record
AUGGACACCUGGCGGGCGCUGCUGCUCUUCCUCAUCCUGGCAUGCCGAGCUGGGGCCCCCGCCCUGGGAGACACUUCUGGACCUCAGCAAACCAAUUUCUCCUUGGGCUCAGAAGGCUCUUCCCAGGGCCUCGGUUCGAUAGUCCCCUCCAGCAACACCCCCAGCUGGAAGCUUCCAGAUCAUUCUCCAGGUUCAAAAGCCCCUGUCGAAAUCCCCGAUUCCAGCUGGUUUCCAGAGGCCCUGAAUUCAAACCAUGUGUCUGGGGCCCUCUGGUCAGAUGACUCUGUUGAGGGCCAAAUUUUGGGGCUGGAUCCCACUUUGGAGCCGCCUGGUUAUGAAAGGCCUCCUGAGAGCUCAGAUUCUCAGGCUCCUGCCAAGGACCCCAAGAUGUCCUUCUCUGUUGAGACCCCAACCUCAAACACUGCUGCUGCCCCUGACACCAAACCUGCUCAGGGCUCCGGUUCCAAAUUCUCCCCUGAGGAUCUCGGUCUUGAACUCUCCGCCCAGAGCCCGGAACCCAAAGUUGUGGAGACCCACCCUGCUGCAAGCUUUCCUGAGCAAGCUGGGGGCCCCCUUGCUGUGCUGGUGGGGACCACUAUCCGGCUCCCCCUGGUUCCGGUCCCCAGCCCUGGCCCCCCAGCCCCUCUGGUGGUCUGGCGCAGGGGCUCCAAGGUGCUGGCAGCUGGGGGCCUGGGGCCAGGGGCUCCCCUGAUCAGCCUGGACCCUGCUCACCGGGAUCGCCUGCGAUUUGACCAGACCCGAGGCAGUCUGGAACUCACCUCUGCCCAGCUAAAGGAUGCAGGGGUCUACACGGCAGAGGUCAUCCGGGCCGGGGUGUCCCGGCAGCUGCGGGAGUUCACGGUGGGUGUGUACGAGCCCCCGCCCCAGCUGUCUGUACACCCAGAGGCUCCAGAGACAGAGGAGGGGGCAGCCGAGCUCCGGCUGCGCUGCGUGGGGUGGGACCCGGGUCGCGGGGAGCUGAACUAGCGGGACGGACUUGCCGUGGAGGGGGCGGACCCGGAGGGAGCCGAGCAGCCCCGGAUCCGCGCAGAGGGCGACGAGCUGCUCAUCGUGCGCCCUGUCCGCAGCGACCACGCCCGAUACACCUGCCGCGUCCGCAGCCCUUUCGGCCACGCGGAGGCUGCGGCCGACGUCAGCGUCUUCUACGGCCCAGACCAGCCUGUCAUCACGGUCUUCUCGGACCGCGACGCCGCCCCAGUCUUCUAUGUCACCGCGGGGCCAGAGAAGAAGGCGGAGAAAGGCUGGAGCCCUGGGUCUCGCUCCUCUACAGAUCUGCCCCCGGGGUCUCCGCAGUGCUCGGUCGAAGGGGGUCCAGGCGACCGCAGCCUCCGCUUCCGCUGCUCAUGGCCAGGAGGGGUCCCUGCCGCCUCCCUGCAGUUCCAGGGUCUCCCGGAAGGCGUCCGCGCCGGGCCGGUGCCCUCGGCGAUACUAGCAGCGGUUCCCGCUCACCCCCGGCUCAGCGGCGUCCCCAUCACUUGUCUUGCUCACCACCUGAUGGCCACACGCACCUGCACCGUCACUCCAGAGGCCCCUCGAGAAGUACUGCUACACCCGCUGGUGGAGGAGACACAGCCAGGCGAGGCAGAGGUGGCGCUGGAGGCCUCUGGCUGCCCCCCACCCUCGCGAGCAUCCUGGGCCCGGGAAGGGCGGCCCCUGGCCUCAGGGGGCGCAGGACGCCUGCGGCUCAGCCCAGAUGGCCGGAAGCUCUUCAUCGGCAACUUCAGCCUGGACUGGGACCUGGGAAAUUACUCGGUGCUGUGCAGCGGGGCACUGGGUGCCGCGGGUGACCAGAUCACUCUCAUUGGACCCUCCAUCUCCUCGUGGAGACUCCAGAGAGCCCGGGAUGCAGCUGUGCUUACCUGGGAUGUGGAGCGCGGAGCUCUGAUCAGCGGUUUUGAGAUCCAGGCACGGACAGAGGGGCCGGACCUGGGAAGAGCCACCAUCUACAGGAACUGGGUCUCCCUGCUCAUCCUGGGGCCUCGAGAGCGGUCAGCUGUGGUACCCCUUCCGCAUCGGAACCCAGGAACCUGGGUCUUGCGCGUGCUGCCUACCCUGGGGGGCCAGCCAGGAAGUCCAUCUCGAAGCCGAGUCUACCAGGCUGACCCCGCCCUGGGCCCCGGAGCCAUCGCCGGCAUCGUUCUGGGCUCUCUCCUGGGUCUGGCCCUGCUGGCAGCCCUUCUCCUCCUGUGUGUCUGCUGCCUGUGCCGGCUUCGGGGAAAGACGCCUACCAAAAAAAAGCAUCCCCCCACCUUGGCCCCAGUGAUCAUCCCACCAGAAAAGAAGAUGCAGAGUGUGACCCCGGUGCAGACUGCGGGUCCGCUGCCCCUCAAAGUUCCUCUGGAGGACCCUAGCCCAACCUGGGUCCCCCAAGCCCCAGGCUCCGGUCCAGUCAUUUCUCCAGACCGGGGGCUGAGGACAGUUCGGACAGCCACCCAGGUGUGAUGGAGCCAGCGUCCUCUCUGCUCAGGGCAUUUGGGGCGGGACUUCCUGCUUCUCCCGCAGCAGGUGCGGCCUGACGAGGGGACUUAAAGAGUCCGCCUGUGUCUGUGCAGCUGGGACGGGACUCCCAGGCUAGGAGAGGCCCCGGCCGACCAGCAACCGACCAGCGGCGUGGUUUGUGACCUCAGGGGCUGCCUGGCAGGCAGGCAGGGGAGGAAGCCUGGGCCCGCUGCGAGAGGCCUGCCACGCUAGUGUAGCCUGCUCCGUCCAGCUCCUGGAGCCCAUCUGAAGAGAUGAGCCAUGCCCCUCUUCUGUGUGGACAGACCCCCAGGGCCGCGUAUCCAGAGUACCCAGUUCCUCGUGGUGGCCUUCAAGGCCAUGUCGACCUCCCCAGCCUCCCUCCCGAGGUCGCCACCCUCCACUCUGGCAGGGUGGAUUCUCUCAGACCAACGUGUGUCUUGAGGUCUUGGGCCCUGGAGUCGCGCCGCCUGGAUUGUGUCUCUUCCCCGUGUCACUCACUUCCCAAGUCUAAGGCUGACCGCCCCCUCCUCGAAGACUUUCCUUACUCCUGGCUUGGCCGUGGGUUAAGUCCCGGAGUGCCCAGACUUCCCCCGGAGUGCAUGUGAAUAUGUAACUACGCCUGCAGCUUCAGACUCCCUAAACCGGGGCCUUCCCGAGCCGUGGCGUUAGGUCACACCUCAGGCAGCCUGGCGCAGGGCAGAAAACCAAUAAAUCCUCGAGCGACCAGAUG